GUACAUUUUGCAUGUAUGUUUACAGCUCCCAUAAAAAAUGAGAAGAGUGAGGCUGGUAAAGGUGGCGAAACAAAAGAAGACAAAUCAUCAGACGAAGAAGAAGAUUUUCUGGGAUUUUCUCCAUCAACAGAUAAAGUCCUUUCUGGGUUGCAGGUUACAAGUAAGUCAGACAUUAUGGUGAGCAGAGCAGAUAUCUUACAAGCAAGUGCCAUGGCUCGUCAGCUUCAUGUGUACAAGCCUGGUAUUGACUUUGUUCCUGGAGCAAGACUGGAAGUGCUGGAAUCUAGAGAUAAUAAUUGGUACCAGUGCAAGAUUGUGGAGGUAGAUUGGGGAGAGUUGGACAUUCUCGUCCAUUAUGAACGUUGGUCAAACAGGUUUGAUGAAUGGCUCAAAAUGGAUUCAACAAGGAUUCGAAGUCUCUCUCGUACCUCUCAAAGAAGAGAGAAAAGAAAUAGUGCCUAUAGUGUUGGUGAUCGUGUACUUGCACGUUGGUCAGCUGAUGGCAAGCGGUACCAAGCCAGAGUUACUAAGGAACUGGGAGAUGAUCAGUUUGAAGUCCUGUUUUUUGAUGGUGUGGCUAAAGUGCUUCGUUCCACUGCAUUAGCAAAAGUAGACUCAAAGGUGGGUGAGAUAGAGGAACAGAGAGGCACUCCAUCCAAACAGCCUGUGACAGAUGAUGAGGAUAGCUUGUUGUCCCCAGGAGCCACCAGUGCCAGCUCUACUGACUCUCGCUCCUCCAGCCCUGAGCCAGGCCAGUCCUCUGCAGUGUCUAGCAGAGUUGAAGAACUCAUGGAAGUGGAAACUGUCACACCAGUAAGGAAAAACAUCUUUGAUGUUGAAAUAAUUGAGCAGAAGAGGAAGUCAAAGAGAAAGGCAGCGGUUGAAGAACUUUUUCAGUCACUGAAGAAAAGACGCAAAUAUGAGCACCAGAGUCAAGGGAAAGUACCCACAUCCUCCCCACGACAUCAACAACAACAAUUGAUGCAGCAGGAACAACAGAAACCACAGCAACAGCAAAAGCAGCACCAGCAGCAGCAGCAGCAAAUCAGGUCAACACAGAGCAGAAAGACUUCAUUCUCCAAGAAGAAAGGACGUGAGGCAGCCACUGAGAGCCAGGAGGAGAUAGCUCCACACCAGGCAGAGGCUACAACCUCUGAGGCUCCCGACAGUCCAGUCUUGUCUCCUAGAAUUGUAUCAAUUGAUAUGAGUGAUGGUUGGAAGAAAUGCUGCAGUCAGCGUACUCAUGGGACCACUGCUGGUAAAUGGGACACCUUCUAUUUAGCGCCUGAUGGGAAGAAGAUUCGAAGUAAAAAUGAUCUGUAUCGUUACUGUGAAGAGUUCAAAGUGACCUGUGAUAUUGAAAAAUUUGACUUCUCUGUCAAAAAUAUGAGAGAAGUGAUUGAUGGCCAGACAGAUGCAAGAAGUAAUGUAAAAGCUAAUGAGGAGCAGAAAGAAUCAGAAAAAGAUCCAUCCACCUCAGAGGUUAAGGAGCCAGAAGUCAAAUUCCCAGUACAAGAACUAUGUGGUAUUACUAAAACAGCAACUGGGAAAAAGCCUGACAUGAAGAAAUCAGAAAUAAGGCAGACUGACGUGUCAAAACACAGUGAGUCACCCCGGAUGAAACUUGAAAUUCCCAUAAUCCCCAAGACAGAGCACAUAGGUACGUUACCUCCUUCCCUGUUGGGUGCCUCGGCUGCCCCCUGGUCCCCCACCAUGCCUUCAUCACUACCCCGAUCAUUGCCUGCUUCUGCAUCCACUCCUUCAGGGGAACUGAUGGGCAAGGAUCCUGUGGGUGUAGGUGGAUAUACAUCUACUGAGCCAACACCUGAACCCAUGAGGCCCAGUGCAGCACCCAUCCGGCAGCGACAUGUGCUCAAGAAGGAGCCUGUCUUGUGUACAGCAGAGCCAAGAGUAAAAGUGGCUCCAAAUGAAUUUGUUGUGUGUACUGAGCAUAAUGACCACCAGUGUCCAAAGGAUGGCUGUGGGAAAAGUUUCAGGAAAGAAAAUCUUCUUCAGAUGCAUAUCAAGCAUUACCACCCAGAGCUGCUAAAAAAGACCAGCAACUGGGCACCAAAUGUGGCUGACCUUGCUUAUGCACGUACUGUUGGGGACCAUCUGGACACUAGCUCUUCCCCAACCCACGCUUCUCCACCAGUUGACAAAAUGGGAAAAUCUGAAACAGGAUCUAAAAAAGCACCACGAGGAUUGAGCUCUGUAAGCUCUCCAGAUGCACGUGGCAAAGUGGUGGAUAAAAAGACUUCAGGAUCAAUUAAGACCAUUAUUGGCAGUAAAGAUUCUAAGAAAAGAGACAAAAGUAAACUUGACUCUGAGCAGGGACCACCCAUUUCAGAAGAUGAAAUUGAAUCCAAAGAAGAGGUUGAGGACUUGGCAGAGGAUAUUGAGGUAGAGUCUCCAAUAUCUACCUUAGGUUUGCAGUCUGAAGAUCCUGACUAUGUUCCUAGUGAAGGAGAAGUAUUGCUGAUGAGGAAAGACAGGAAGGAAAAGAGGAAGACUCGUGGAGAAUCAAAGGGAAAGAAAAAGAAAAUAGUUGCAUCAGAAAGUGUGUGUGAGGAUGAUCAGCAGGAAACUAAGACAGUGACCAAAUACAGAUACUGCAAACACAAAGGAUUUACUUCAUCUAAAGCUAGUGUUUCAUCAACUAAUGCAGAGGUUCCACUGCCUGAGCCUUCAUCUGCCUCUCCAUCCAAAAAGACCCCAGGUCCUGAAGCAGAAGCCCCAAGUAUUGAGGCUGAGGAGGACACAGGGGAUGCAUGGGCAGAGGGUACAGAGGGAGUGCCAACAUCAGAGACUUCAGCAGAGAUCAUCAAUUGUGGUUGUGGCUCCACUGAGGAGGAGGGACUGAUGCUACAGUGUGACGUAUGUUUGUGCUGGCAACACGGAGACUGCUACAACAUUGUGGGAGAGGAUCAGGUGCCUGAUAAGUACAUCUGUUCUUUGUGUGACCACCCAAGGCUGGAGAGGUCAUCACAUAAGUUCAGACACCAUCAGGAUUGGCUGAAGGAAGGCAGGCUACCAAGAUUUUCCUUUUCUUCUUCUCGUGGAGACCUUCGACUUGAGGCUUGUGUUAGACGAGGCCAUGAACUGACAGCCCAAUGUUCAGCAACUGUCACAGAUUCUUCACUCUCUCAGACUGAAGUUGCAUAUUGCCAGGGAAGCAGAUCAUCCAAAGUUUGUCAUGUGGCACAAGAAAUGGAAUGAGCGGGAAGAAAGUCCCCCACAUGGAAAAGAAAAAUCUUACCACAAGCCCAGCAGCAGUUGCACCCUUGCAGGACUUUAUGGACAUUGUGGAUCAAGAAGAUCCAUCUCUUGAUACAAAGGUAACUGACACAAAGGUUCCUGACCUUAGUCAUCAAACUGCAAAUUUAAGCAGUGACAUUACAUUAGGGAAAACUGAAACUGAAGAGUCAGGAGAAAGACUUGCCACCAGUCCUACCAUCCUUUCUGGAACUUGGAAUCAAGGCACAAACUGAGAUUCAGAAGUUUGAUAUUCAGAUGGAUGAUGGAAAAGAGGUGAUGAGAUCUCAGAAGGACCUGGCUGACUCUAAUAAAGGCACAGUGAAUGAUAAAAAUGAGCCUGAAAAUAGUAUGACAGUAGAUGCUGAAAAAGUAGUUACCGGUUCAUCAGAAGUUUCUGAAAGAAAAGUACCUGAAGGUUUUGAAGAAGAUAAACACAAUGAAAGCUCUUAUAAUGUGGAAAGUAGCACCCAGGCAAAAAUAAGGAUGAAACUAAAAUACCUGUACUUUCUGAAGAGGAGCCCUUAAUUCCUGAAAUCAAGUCUUCAGAAGAGAGUGAAAGCAUUUUGGAUGCAGUUGAAAUAAGUAUGGAUAAGAAAGAGCUUCAGGAUUCCUUGCAAAUCAGAGCAUGAAGAAAUUUCCAUGAAUAAAGAAACUGAAAAUGCUGAUGAGAAUGUAAAUUAGAGUUGUGAGGAGAGUUAUUCAGUUAUGAGAGGUGAAAGUACACCAAAGGACAUUGGUGAUGACAAAGAAUAGAUGAAGUGUGAGUCAUCAGAUGAACAGUCUAUUCUGGGAGUAGCUUUUUCUCAGUUCUAACAAAUCUGUAACAUGCUCAUCCAAAGAACUGACCCAUGAUGCUGAUCAUCCUGAAGAAUGCAAGUGUGAGGAAUUAGGGGUGGAAAAUGUUGAGGGAAAAGGAGAAAGCAAGACUGAUAUUUCACUUGAAAGUGAAAGUACAUUAAUUAAUGAAGAAAAAUUAAAGGAGUGUUCAUUUGGAAACAAACUGGAAAUCAAACCUGCUUCAUGUGUAUAUUGAAAAAGAUUGAAAGUCAGGUGAAAGAACCCAAGCUAGAAGCCACUGAAGAUCAUAAAAGCAUUCAUGAGAAAGAUGUAAUUAAAUCAGAAUAUACAGAUAUAGACAAGUCUGGUUUGCAGGGCAUUACAGAAGAUAGUAGUAUUGUGAAAGAACAGACUGAUCUCCCCCAAAUAUCACUGAAGGUUUGAGGGAGAGUUAGGCUCUUUAAAAACAGAAAGUGAAGAAAAAAGAUAAAGAUACUAAAAUUAAAGGAUCAGGAUGAACAAGAGAAGUCACCAGGACUACUUCAAGCUUAGGUACUUCUGGAAUAUCUCACUCAGCUGCAGAAGACCCACUAAAUGAAGAAGAGCCCCACCUUGAGGAUGGAGAUGACUUAACACUUGAUCUGGGAGGUUUAGGAGUUACAGGUGAAGGUGGAAUGCCAGGAGGCAAUGAAUUAGCAGCCCUCCUGUCUUCUCAGACAGAACUGGAACAGCUAGUGUCCCAAGCUAGUUCAGGCCCUUGCUCCUGUUUCUUCAAAUGUUCAUUCAGUUCAAGCACCCAUAAUCCCUGAACCUGAAAGGAUAGAACCAGUCAACUGUAAAUUGAAUUUACUGGAACAUGUACAAGCAGUGCAGAGCAGUAUCAUUCAGCGAUUUGAUGAAAUUGAGCAGCAACUUGAAGUGUUGGAAGCUGAAAUGGGUCUAGCAGCAGAUGCCACAGAAGAGGAAGCUGAAGAAGACUUGGAAGAACGUGACCCAGCCACCCUCCAAGCCAGGGCACUCAUCAAACUUGUCAUAAAUGAUCUCAGUAUAGUCAAGAAAAUUGCAGACUUUACCCAUUAAUGGAAGAACAUGGAAUCCAAAUCCUGACUAAAACCAAAGAACACAAAAGUUAUCUAUACCCAAGGAAGCUUCAAGGAGUUUUACUGUUAUAGUCCUGAAGAAGUCAUAUUUGUUUUAUGGAAAAGAUCCAACAAAAAGUGAAUUAACUUAUUGUGCUGUAAUAGAUACAUUUGGUGUGGCUUCAGUGAAAGUGAUAUAUAAAAGUGGACAAUAAUUUCAGUGACUAUUGUGAAUGCAGAUAUUCAGUUAUAUCACAGUAAUUGCGCUGAUUUUACUCUGAACCCACCACUAAAACACUAUUGGAUAUGGACCAAUUUAGCAAUAAGUGCAGUGAUUUUAUUCUGAUCAAACUGAUAAGACAGUGUUGGAUGAUAAGGGCCAACAUAUCAUUAAUGACAGUGAUUUUGCUCUGGGCAUGUUGACAAGACACUAUUUGAUGUGAACCAACAUAAAAAAAUUACAGUGAAUUAAUUCUGAACACGCUAAUAAUACACUACCAUGGCAAUUAACAGUGGUUAUUCUGGAGACGUUGAUAGGAGACUGUCAGACAGGGUCAACAUGGCAUUAAUUGCAGUGAAUUUAUAAUUUAUUCAGAGUACAUUUAUAAGAUGUUGUUGGAUAUGGACCAACUCUAUGACAGAUUUGGGGCUGAAGAACUAUGUAAGUCUUGUGAACAAUUUUCAGAUGUGGAAAAUCAUGUUUGCUAAAUGCAGUGGACAUUCGGUAUGUAGUGAACCAACAGCUGAUAAGUUUAGCUAUUUUGUAGUGUCUUAUACAGUGAGUGGAGUCUUUGCCACUCUCAAUAUCUUACUGUGUUUCCCACCUACAUAAGAAGAUACAUGUUUCAUGUUUUUGGGCUACAAUGUACUAAAAUUUAUAACAGUCUUGUAAACAGCACUGUACAUAAUGUAAUUACAUUUACCUUGUCUAUAAACUUAUGUACCAGACUUGCAUCCUCCUUAAAAGCAGGAUAGCCAAGACAAGAUGCUACAGUCAUGGUCAGAAUAGAAGAACAGAGAAGGAGAUCCACAGUCUCCUCACUCCAUCCCUUUUAGUCACCUUUUAUGACAAUCAGGGAUUUUGGAGAUGUGAACUCUCCACCCUAUAUAUUAGAGUUGGCUACUGUGGCUGACUGUACCACAAAUAAUUAUACGUAGAUCACACUGUAAUGGGCAGUGAGGUUGUCUCAUUCCUACACCAAAGUAAGGUAAAUCGUAGUAUUUAGUGCUUUGUUCACAUUAAUAUGGUAUUUGGUAGUGCUAAUGAUGUUUCAUCAAGUGAAGAGUCCUUGUAGAAUUAUUCCUUUGAUAAAGUUAUCUGAUGAUAAGCAAAGUUGUAAGGAAACCUUAUGUACUGAAGGAGUUAAUAUUAUCUUUCUUCUUUAUAUUUAGUAUUUUACAUUGACUAUGUAAAUAUAGAAUAAGCCUUCAGCUAUCAUGAACUUAAGUAUAUAAAGGCAUGAAAUUAUUUUUUUAUUUUGAUAGUGUACUAUUACCAGUGCCACCUAUUCCAGCUCCUGAUAGUUAGCUGCAGUGAUUUACAUGUAAAACUUCUUCUGAAUAUUAUAUUGCAGAACUGUUAAUAACAUCCUUCAACAGGUAUAGAAAAAAUUUCAUGCCGAUGAUAUUGUGGAGGAAAUUGAGUAAGAAGUGACUGCUGGCCAUAAAUUAAGAAAACAUCAUUAUUGUCUGGUCAAAUGAUCAUACAUAAGGAUACAAUAUCAAGUAGUCUUAAAAAAAUCAGUACUGUAUGCAUUUCUGAGCAUUUAAGGAAACAGAAGUAUUGCUUCUGCACAUAUGUAAUCAAUAACAGUUGUAGUGUUGUCUUGGGAGAAACAUAGCUGCAUGUCUUGAAAAGUUUUGUUUUACCAGAAAUUGCAGAAGUCAUGAUGAUUAAGUUAGGGUCUUAAGAGGAUUCCCUCCCCUCCAUCUACCACCAUACAAGUCACAUAAGGUAACAAAACUAUAACAGCCUUAGUGUCACAUAGCCAUUUAUUGGCAUGGCACUUAAAAUUCAUAUAACUCAACUCAAUUGGCUUUGUUGAUUUGAUAAUUAUAGGUAGUGUAAAUGUUUUAGCUUUACAGCUCUUGUUUAUCAUUUUUUUUGUUUUUUUGUUUUUUUGGAAGAAACUACUGCUAUUUGGAAAACGAUUUAUGAUAAUUUACGUCAACAUAUUUUUGGUAAAAAAAUUAUUUUACUACAAAAUUGGGUAAAAGCAAUUAUUUAGCCCAGCUUAGAGAAAAUAAAUAUGAAAACUACUUCAGGUUUUAUAUAGUAGAACUUUACCCAUGACACAAUCUUUUAUCUCAAUUCUUUGAUUUUUUAAGGUCUUCAGUAUAUGUAAUAAAAAAGAUGUCCUUAUCAAAAUCUGUAUAUACUUUUUGUGUAACGUACAUUUAUAAAAUAAUCAUUUUGACUUAAGGGAAGGUAUGCAAACAUUUUUCUUCACCACGGUUAAAAACAAUUAUGUGGUGUUGUGAAUAUUCUGACAAUCUCCUUCAUGUUAACAGAAGUAAUCUAGAAAUUGCAUCAUCUACAUAGUAGAUUCAUGUUUAUAAUAUUUUAGGAUGUAGUUACAUUCUAUUCCCAAUCUAAUUGAUGCUGGUUUAAGAGACAACACUUGGCAACAAAGAUUUAAUAUUUAAUGAGAUGCUAUUGAUAAAGUGCUUACCAAUUAUAAGUAGCUGGAAACUUUUUUUAGAUAUAUGAACUUACUUUGGGAAUUAAUCACACUAGUAGCUUCUUGGUAAUUAUGCAAGAAUUUUUUGUCACUUGCAUAUUUCAUGAGUACAAAUAUUUUUAUGUGAAAUCAUAUUAAAAUUAUACAUAGA
This is a messenger RNA of Scylla paramamosain (green mud crab), 7946 nucleotides long. RefSeq names its product PHD finger protein 20-like. Gene Ontology annotation, cellular component: NSL complex. The transcript has 25 exons. Bases 16 to 3219 code for a protein of 1067 amino acids. The record is from RefSeq and is a predicted model, not a curated record. Gene Ontology annotation, biological process: regulation of transcription by RNA polymerase II. Gene Ontology annotation, molecular function: DNA binding. NCBI's taxonomy places the organism in Eukaryota, Metazoa, Arthropoda, Malacostraca, Decapoda, Portunidae.